GAGGUAUGCGCAAGACGCGCCCAGGUUCAUUUCACAGUACAAACUCCUACCGGUGCUCAUCCAGAGUUGGAGUGCAGUGUGGAGCUAGAAAUCUCUUGAAAAGCUACCUAUUUUGUUUGCCGGAUAUACUUUAAGAGGGAUCAGUGUUUUACAAUAUGAACUCGUGAAGUACGAGAAAACCGAGGCUUUCACUUCGAAGACCCCUUGACCGCUCAUCAUGGAGGGAAAAGAGGAGAUCAGUGAUACUGACAGUGGGGUUAUUCUUCAUUCUGGGCCUGACAGCCCCACUACAAUGUUGAAGGAUGUGAAUACUCAUACCCGGGUCAUGAAACUCAAGCAGCAAGCUCUGGAGGACAGACUGAAGAUGUGUUUGCUGGAGCUCAAGAAACUCUGCAUCAGAGAGGCCGAGCUCACAGGACAUUUAUCCUCAGACUACCCCCUGUUACCUGGAGAGAAGCCCCCCCAAAUUCGUCGACGCAUCGGAGCUGCUUUUAAAUUAGAUGAGCCAAGCAUCUUACACAGAACUGAGGACUCUGAGCUUAGCUCUGUGGAGGCUGAUCUGGCUCUUCAGCAGCAGAUAUACGUGGCGGCCCAGAGGCUGUGCCAGGAGCAACAUCUCAGCAAAGGGGUGAAGAGGAGUCGUCUACAGCAGUACCAGCGUGAGGAAAGAAAACUCAAAGAGCUACAGGAAGCUGUAUUCAGGCUGAGACUGGAACAUGGCCGAUCCUCACCACGCCCUGGCAUGAUCACACAGAGAGGAUGCACUUCAGACAAUAGCUCGUUGUCAGACUCAGCUGUGCUGGAUGAAGAGGAACUGUCUUCCCAACUUUCUUCAGAGCCUCCUGCUCCUGCUGUAGACCUUCGCCCUCCACCUCUAAUAACCAACUCUCAUCCCCCUCCUCAUACACCUAUAGUCCCCUCCUACCGGCCCCUUGAGGCCACUGUUCGUCAAACCCCGCCACAAUCCCUGGAGGAUUUGCACACAUGCCAGAGUCCAAUCUUAGAGAAUGACCCUGCCCCCAUUCAAAACUCUCCCUGGAUGGAGAGCAGUUUGGACCAGCCUUAUCAGAAAAAGAAAAAAUCUCACUCGAGUAGCAUCAAAUCUGGUAGUAGUCCUGCUGUUACCCCCACUUUGCCACCUCUGGAUGUCUGUCUCGUGGAGGCCGGGAUAUCACUUCAGAUACCCACCCAUGCUGCCCUGAAACACACACAGUCCUGCAGUGCACCCUCCACUCCAGAGAUGCAUCUGCGCAGGAUACAGUCCCUUAGAGUUCCCAACACUGAACCCAACCCCUAUGACCCCGAGCGGGAACGUGGGCGCUCGAGGGGCCCCAGGAGACGCUUGACAGACUUUGUGGUGACACCAUCAGAAUACUCUCCUAUAAAUCAAAAUGUUGGAAACCCUUUGUACUACUCUAGUUCUGAGGACAGCAACUCGGAGCACUCUGUGCAGUCCUAUGCCAGCUCGCCCUGCCAGGAGCACCCCGGGGAACUUCCUUGGCCCUACCAGCCCCAGUAUGGAUACCAAUACACCAGUUUCAAUGACAGCCACAUGCCACCAAGACGCUCUCCUACCCACUUUUACAAGAACACUCAGUACCAGUCUUCACCAAGUUUUUCCAGGGGGUACGUGGAGGAUGGAUGGGGUCACCCCUUGGAAAUGGAGAGUGGAAGGUCAUCGUACAUAGGCCACCAGGCCCCUUCACCUGUUUAUUCAUCUAAUGGUCACUAUGAGUACUGCUACAGUGAGGCCUUGCCUUCCCAGCAGCGAAGUUGCAGGCUGUUACCCGCCCAUGUAAAACUGUCCCGGGCUCCUUCGCUAAGAGAGUAUCCGCACCAUCCUAGCAGAGGCCUGCCACGUCAGGUGGUGUCGGAGGAACUCAAAUCAUGGCACCAACGCAACCAACUCCGACCGCCUCGUCCGCACUCGCUGGACCGGAACAGGCAGGGCGCGCUCCGCAUCCGAAAUGUGCCUGGGCAAGAGUCCCCGCUUUCGCUUUCCCAGCACCACCGCUUCCAGGAACAGCAGGUAUGCCAGAAACGGGUUGUUCUUAGGACUCCAGAAAGGUUGUAUGAGGAUGACUCUGAGGUCGCCAGCCAGGUGUGAAACAAUGGACACCCUCUGACAACAGUCCUAUUUAUUCAAUAAUUUAUUGAGCUGAUGGAUUAAAGUAUAGGAUUUUUAACAUCAAAAAAUAUAUAGGGAUAUGUCAAGACUGCCAUCAUUUUGUAUGAAAUGCCUUGUCCCAAAAACAAGAGUUUUACUGUGAAAGACAAUGUUAAAAACUUUUUAUAGAUUUUUUUAUAUAUAUAGAUUAACUUACUUAUUGACAUUUUGACAUGAAAUUCUUACUGUUUUUUUUUACGUUGUUUGGUUAGUGUGUUCAUACUAAGAUGAAUAAAGUGAUAUAAAUAAAGAUU
This is a messenger RNA of Puntigrus tetrazona (Sumatra barb), 2421 nucleotides long. It is a transcript of the gene inavab, whose product is annotated as innate immunity activator b. The record is from RefSeq and is a predicted model, not a curated record. The coding region runs from base 218 to 2107 and encodes 629 amino acids. Lineage: Eukaryota; Metazoa; Chordata; Actinopteri; Cypriniformes; Cyprinidae. The transcript is spliced from 10 exons. Gene Ontology annotation, biological process: adherens junction maintenance; positive regulation of protein ubiquitination.